CACCAACUCUCCAAACCCCCCACCUAUAUUUUUAUAAGAGAGGGACGAGUUUAGUGUUGGUUGAGAGAAGGAAGCAGGGUUUUUGUUUUCAGGUACACGCAUGGCUUCAAGGAUGUUGUGGGCAUCGAGGGCUGCCUCGUUCCUCAGGAUCUCAGCGUUCCAAAGAGGCUUUGCUUCUGUUGUGAAGGAUCUUAAGUAUGCUGACUCGCAUGAAUGGGUGAAAGUUGAAGGGAAUUCUGCUACUGUUGGUAUAACUGACCAUGCUCAAGAUCAUUUAGGUGAUGUUGUGUAUGUUGAAUUACCGGAAGUGGGGGCUCCUGUAACACAGGGCAGCGGCUUUGGUGCAGUUGAGAGUGUCAAGGCUACUAGCGAUAUAUAUUCUCCCCUUUCAGGGAAAGUGCUUGAAGUUAAUGCAGAGCUCACCAACUCUCCUGGUCUGGUUAAUGCAAGCCCAUAUGAAAAAGGAUGGAUAAUUAAGGUAGAGGUGAGUGACAGUGGUGAAUUGAAGAAGUUGAUGGACGCAGAUCAUUACUCGAAGUUCUGUGAAGAAGAGGACGCAAAGCACUGAGUAGCUUUGGUCAUGAAAGAAGUUGUAGUUGUAGGUGCUUUUUGUCAUGGAGGGUUUGUUUCACGGAUAAUCAUUUGACAAAUCAAGGAAUCCAGAUGGUGCACACUGCACAUUUCUUUCUUUCUGUUUUUAUCCAAACAUGUGCUUUCACUGCAUGCUCUCCAUUUGUUUCUUAAGAAUAAUCAUCAGGGUUUCCACUUUUACCAUUGGUGCUGCUCUGGUAGGUUUGGGGUUUGAGAACUAUUCUUAUUAUAAUGGAAUUAUUUUGCGGAAUGCUUUAUAAAGUUGGGAGUUAGCCGUACAAA
This is a messenger RNA of Alnus glutinosa, 873 nucleotides long. RefSeq names its product glycine cleavage system H protein 2, mitochondrial. Gene Ontology annotation, cellular component: mitochondrion; glycine cleavage complex; cytoplasm. Gene Ontology annotation, biological process: glycine decarboxylation via glycine cleavage system; protein lipoylation. Bases 101 to 568 code for a protein of 155 amino acids. NCBI's taxonomy places the organism in Eukaryota, Viridiplantae, Streptophyta, Magnoliopsida, Fagales, Betulaceae. The transcript is spliced from 3 exons. The record is from RefSeq and is a predicted model, not a curated record.